Ustilago hordei is the source of this 354-nucleotide messenger RNA. RefSeq lists its product as uncharacterized. The record is from RefSeq and is a predicted model, not a curated record. Bases 1 to 354 code for a protein of 117 amino acids. The transcript has a single exon. NCBI's taxonomy places the organism in Eukaryota, Fungi, Basidiomycota, Ustilaginomycetes, Ustilaginales, Ustilaginaceae.
AUGUUCCACUCUGAUGCAAGGAAGCUAAUUCAAGAGAUCUGGACCAUCCAAACUGAAAGCAGUCUUCUCGGGAAGCUGUUUGCCAAUGAUACAUUGUUCUUGGCAUUGCAGAAAUGCACAAUCCAGCAUCUGGUGUACAAAGAGAUGGUCACCACCAUUCACCAGAUCGACUUCAACACCCUUGCAACUGCAUUGAGCAUUCACCAGACAGCCAUUGAAAGCAUCCCCAUGCAAAAGAUUGACCCGCAACAGGCCAGCACCUGGACUGUUGGUAAUGAUGAUCAAGAUGACCAGGCCAAGGAAUCUGAGACUGGCAACAGUGAUGCAAACCUGAAGAGCACAAGCAGACCAUGA